UUAACAUGGAAGUCUAUGGAAGAAGCCUGCACUUGUGGCUAUGCUUGUGGUGCGGAUUUACUGUGGACGGCUGCAGUCUUCCGACUAAGUUGCUGACUAUCUGUCACUAUCAGUAUGUGAACACUUUCUGAAAUACGAGUCCAGAAAUUUAUGUUUUCACUUGACUUUGUUUCCUGGACUUUAAUCAUUAAGAAAACGGCCAUGGUUGCAGCUUAACCACUCUUUGAAGACACACCAGUACCUUGGCUCUUGGAUCCACCAUGUGCGAGGCCAAACUGCUUUUAACUCAACUUUUACCGCUAGAAUUUUCGGGGACAGUGACGAAACAUCAUGUUUUUCAGUUUUAAACAAAAACAAACCAUUUAGACGCAAGGAAAUUUCGUUCUGCUGGAACGCAAAGAGCGUGCAAGCCUAUGGAGUUCGCAAGAUCGGUCUCCUCCACCGUGACGUCAUCGUACAGGCUGCCAGUUCGAUUUUAUGCCUUAGAGCUUUCGUAAUGCCUCGAGUGUACAUAUAGUUAACCAUAAAUUAGACGCAACCCUAAAAAACCCUGUAGACAAGAAAAAAUUGAGUGCCUGGUGCACUCCUUUGUCACAAACUAGAGAAUGUUUGCAACUAGAGCAGUGAAAAAAUGCAACGCCGGUAUUCACUUGACUUUUAUUUCACAAGAUUUUUAAAUUUUAGAUUUUUAGAUUUUGUUCCCUGUUUUAUUGGUAUUCAUUCUUGGUAAGUCGCGUGCGAUUCUGUUAAUUGAAUAGCGUUGAAUAACUAAAAUUUCACAUACGUAAAAAGAACAUGAAUUUCAUACAGAAUAUAAACAGCGAUGGAUUUUCGGUCUCCGAUACCUGUCGACGAUGUCGAAGAGGACCUCAUGCGUGUCUUGCUGGCUAUCCGCGAACUGCAGCGUCCAGUCACCUGGGAGAGCCUUGCUACGGAUAAGCGGAAACAGGUUGAACAGUGGCUGGCUUCGGUAAUGGUGAAGUAUCGCGCACUCUACUACAAAGAGUGGGAGCAGUCUGGCGAUCUGGAAGACGCCUGGCGGGAUGCUGCCGAAAAGGACAAGGCGCUGGCUAGUGUUCGUCACUAGAUGCAGGUAAAAGAUGCGGAAAUCGCGCGACUGCGGCAACAAAUCCAGCUGCUACAGCACGGCCAGCAAGAUCCGGUUGACCAGUUUAACUGGUAUGAGCUACUGCUUAAAAUAUUUUCUGUUGCUUAAAUUUUAACUAUCAAGUAGUAUACCAGCAAUUUUGCCACAUUUCGGUAAACAGAGUUUACGAAGAAAAUCAAAGAUUGAAAUAACUGGUUGGUUAUUGCUGUUAAAUUUUUAUCAAAUUUUACUCGACUGUCACUACACGGGCCAGCAGAAUCCCGGACCACACGGGGAGGCCAACGAGGAAUUUUAGUUACCUUUUACGGAGAUUGGAUUGCGCAGACGAUGACACUGCUGGUUUUUCCCAAGAACAACACACCUCAGCGCAGUGAUUAUUUCCGUAUCUUACCGUUGGCAUUAAGUUUGAAUUGUCAUGCCUUUGUAUUCAGGCAGUUUUCUAGUUUCGUAUAUUCUUAUUAUUUUUUUGUUUUUUUAACAGUAUUCAGUCGAAAGUAUUCAGCUCUUUACGGAUGGUUCGACAUUAAUCUUUUGAGCCUGAUUUGUUGUAUUUCGCAACGAUGCAAUGUAUUGUAGCUUGCGGAUGGUAAUGCAUUGUGCUUUGGUAAUUAUGUAGAGAAUUUUGUUUUUGGUGGAGAUUAAAAUGUUCAGGCAUAUUCCACGAUUCUACCGGAUGCGUCUGUGGUUUGAGACGUUUGAGAAAUAAAUGUAGUAGUAAUUACAAGAGCGAAACAAAUUACUAACGAAUAUCAAUAUUCGAAAACAAAGAGCACUAUUAAAAAAACAAGAAAAAUACAACGGAAAAAAUCGUAAUUUUGUAUUCUAUUUUAUUUAGAUUCCAGUGAUCGGUGUGCUGUAAUUUAAUGUGGUAAGAGUACCACGGCACUGUUAAGCCGUUUUUCUGGACAAUCAUACGGUGCAUAAUCACGGGCACGAGCAUGUGAUUUGAAACAGUUUUGUCAUCUCCAAGCAUGUGGGUUUCAGACAAGUUAAUACCAAUCGAAACUUCCGAAUACCGUAUUCGGGUGGCGGAGAUUCGAUUCGUUCUGGCCGCUUGUGCGAACGUUGAGCUUUUUCUUCUUUCUGUUUCGCCAAACUGUUAAGGGUUUUGAUUUCCUCAUCUUUCUGUUUAAUUGCUUUUUGUAAUUGUUUUACUGUUUCGUUUGCGUCCUUCCGCAACUUCUCGUAAUCUUUGUUUGAUUCGGUGACCUUUUUCAUCUGCUCCAUGAUUGUGGCCGCCCUUUGAUCGAGAGUCUUGUCAAGUUCUUUCUUUGCUGCCUUCAUAAUCUCGAGUUCUCCUUCGAGUCGGGUUACUUGGUCAGCCCUGCGUUGGAGGUCUUUCCUCUCGCGUCGCAUUCUUCAACUACCGUUUUUAGUUCAGCUUCCUUUUCAGAUGUCUUAUCAUCAUUUUCCAUCACUGAGUGGUCAUUCCCAGAAGUUCGUUGCUUAAUUUCACGAUUUCUUGCUUCUGCCUUUCGAUCUCCGUUUGCCCUUCCUUGUUCAAGAUCUCUAAGGCCGUGAUGCGUACAUCAAUUCGUUUUGCUUCAGUCAUCCAUUUAUGAGCCUCUUUUUCAUGACCUUCGACUGCAUCGUUUAUUCGCUUGCUCUCGCUUUUCGUCGUUUCUGCCAGUUCAAAGAGCUUCUGUGCUGCUUGAUCCCUCUGGCUUUCUGCUUCGUGUUGUUUUUUCUUCCCUUCUCGAAUUUUGCCUGCAGCGUUGUUAUGUUUUCGUCUCGCGACUUGAGGUCAUCUUUCAACUUUGAGAUCUCCGCUGUCAAGUUCGAAACCUUUCCCGUAAACUUCGUUGCGUUUGCCAAGCAUUCAUCACGCUGAGUUUCAGCUUCCUUGACCUUGUUCUUCAAAAGGUCACGUUCUGCUUUCAAUUCGUUUAUCUCCCGUGACCUUUCCACGGUUUCCUCGGACAUACUUUUGUUGAGGUCAUCUACUGCGAGUAAGCCUUCCAUAUUCUUAUCGUCAACAAGUUUCUUCAGUACUUCUGCAACUUGUUUUUGCACUUCGUAUCUGCCCUUCCAUUGUCGCGCUUCGUCUUCAACCGUGACUUUUUCCUGUUCCAUAGCAUAAAUUUUUGCUUCGGCUUCAAAGGUUUUAUUCCUCUGUUCCCGUAUUGCAGCGAAUGCUUGCCCUUCUUUCUCAUCGAGUAGCUGUUAGAGCUCUCUGACUCGCUGCUUCGCUCCACUUGAUACGGGAGUUUCGAGAGUUGGUGACCUUUCGUUAUCAGCCUUUCCUGACGCCAUUCCCUCGAAGGUCUCCUCCAACUUCUCGUUAAAGGUCAUCUUGAUCAUUCCACCCGCUAGAUUAGCUUCUUUCAUUGCGGUAUGAAACGACAUCUUUAUCGUUUCGUCCUCAUCAUCAGUGUAGUAUUUCUCGUCGCCUGAUGCGAAGCUGGUACCAUUCUCAUCCAGCUACUCCUUUGAGUCCAUAGAAUUAUUUAAAAGGUCAUCAACGUUGACCUUUCCUUGGUUUAACAGCUCGUUGCUGACCUCGUCACCCCUUCGGUGACCUUUUGACUGACUUCGUCUUCACCUUUCUUUGACUGAUCCGCGGUUUCCUCCUUGACCUUUUUAGCCGACCGUGACAUUCCUCCGGUCUCGGCCGUUAGGUCUGAUUGAUUCUGUUCGAUAACUGCCGUUCUCUCAUCGGUGACCUUUGACUGGUCUACCGUGCCGCCUCCGACCUGACGUCCGGGGUUUUCGCUUCCAUCACUCGAGCUCUCUUUGUUCUGAGUUUCUUUCAGAGCCUUUUGAUAUGUGGCUUUUGAGCCUUUAGAGUCCUUCCUUCCAAAGGUCUUCGGAGCUCGAGUUGCUCGAUCGUGUUCUACUGGCCGUGUAAACGGCUGCAGUUCCCUUCUAUAGGGAUCACUCGCACCUUGCGAGGCGUUCUUUGACCGUUUUCCCUGUGAGCUGCCGGAGGAGAUCGGUUCAUUACCGUCUCUGUCUUGAUCCAUGUCUUUGCUUGAUUUAGGUGAUCGCCUGAUCGGAUAACUUGGACGAUGCUGUCAAGGUUUCUCACACGUGUGUUAGAUUACGUUUAUGCAAACGUUUACAAGUGAACAGAAACAAGCGCUGUCCUGAAGGUCACGAGCUCGGUUGCUAAAGGUCACUCUGCCUUUUACAGAUCUGUCUUUUCUAAAGGUCACCCUUUUCUUCAGAAAUUACACCAAGUUCUCUCAAAAGUCACUUCCUUCAGCAAAACUCAACUCAUAAAGGUCAUCAGCUGUUUCAGCUUAACAUUUACUCCGAUUUAAUAAAGGUCAUUUUUCGGUUUAGGAACUUUUUCUAGUUAAAGGUCACAAACAACCUAUGUCAAAAACUGAAUACUUCGACGAAUUUUUGGAUUUUAUUAUGAACUUAACUCAACUCAACGUAAAACUUGCGUCUUAUCAUCAACUAUCCAUUUUCGGUAAAGGUCAUCCUUCUGGUCAAAUUUUUGGUAAAGGUCACAAUUUCAUCAGUCGACUCAGUAAAAAUUUCCAGCUACCUACGUCAGAUUCUUGUGCGCCGUGCGCAAAAUCUCCGCCUCGUCUCAAAAUUUCAGCUUCUAAUUGGCUGAAUUCUAAGCUAACUUUAGCUUUAUCGCUGCGCCAAUCACAGCACGGAUAACCGACCAAUCAGAAUCGUUGUUUUUCGAAUUAUAAGGCAGAGUGACGUCACGUCCAAAACCGGAAAUUUUUGCUAGCGCGCCGUGCGCAAAAGUACCGCCUUCUUUCUUGCUCAGCUCAUUACCGACCAAUCAAAACUGCUACUUCUACCUUUCAGCCAAUGGCGUAAUUAACAAACGAAAUUCUGACCUGCUCGUCUUCCGAAUCCAGAAAUCGAUCCUGCGCGUCCUUCCGCGAAUCCUCCAAAUCUUCCAGCGAUUAUACUGCCUUCUCCUGGGCCAGUCGCUAACCCCUAUACUGCCUUCUGCGAUUAUACUGCCUUCUCCUGGGCCAGUCGCUAACCCCUUCCGUCUCGGAUCGACGGGACGCAGCGGUGCGUCGACCAGAAGACUUGCUGGCUGCGGGUCUUCUGCCGUGCCUUGACGUUGGCAAACGGCAGGGGCGCUCGACCACCCUUUUGGGGGAACGCGUAUUGUGUGUACGCUCUAAGCAGUAGAGUCGCGCCUGAACUCCACACCCGAUAGACCAAAAGUGGCUUGCCCACUCGUGCCCCCCUUCGGGCUCCUGCCUCUUCUGGCGUUCUUUUUCGCGCUUGUGCUUUCGACGCUGGUGCCCCUCCGAACAGAGCUACUGCCGUAACCCUGCUCGCGUCAGGACAGAUACAGUGCACUCUACGCAGUAGAGAUGCACCGUUGUCUGAUCUGCUGUCGAGAUCCAACGUCCUUCCUUCUCCGACUGCUUCGUCAGCGAGCCCUUCCUCGCACACUUCACACACUCCGUCAGUUAGACGGGGAAACACUUCAGAUAAUCCGGGAGAACACGCAAUCUGCUACCAUAUGAGACGGGAACUUGGCAAGGUUCACGUCGUAGAAUCGGAGUUGACGUAACUCAGUCUACCAAACAAAUCUGGCAAUGCUAUAAGGGCCUACGCUAUGGAAAGCGAAAAAUGGGCUGAUUGCUAGAGAUUUAUUACCAAGACUAAAUUCGAUAGAAUUUCAGAAUGUGCAACUCCGCAUUGCUGACUACAGCAAGCGCACGUAACAAUCACACUGUGUGGUGGCACAAAGAACACCAAGGCACUGCCACGCGUAAGGCGGGCGUGCAGCAAAACACAACAGACUGCCAAGCGAGGGUGUACGCUGAGUACGCCUGCGCUCACACAGGUAUACAUACCAUCGUCAUCGUUGAGGGAGAUUGCUCUUUUGAAACAGCUGCGCCAUAAAAAUAUCGUGCAGCUUUUGGACGUGCUGCACAAUGAGAAAAAGCUGACGCUCGUUUUUGAGUACUGCGAUCAAGGAUUUGAAGAUUUUGAUUCACUGAAUGGAAUAAUUGAACCAAAAGUACGUGUCCCGUUCCUCUUUCUUUUGGAUGUUGGAUAGCUUCCUAUGAAAUUACACGUUAACAAAUUUCCGAUAAUGGUUGUUGGUGAAAAAGUAAGAUUCACCCGACGUAUGCGUUGGAAUAAAAAGAAUUUAAUUUGAACCGAUUAGUUUCGAAUAAGUAUGUUGCACUGCGAUACUACGACUCUACGAGCGCAAUUCUUUAUGCACCAAUUAGUAAAUUGCAGAUUAAUAUAUUUCUGAUUUGUGUUGCGAAAAACUGUUGUUAUUAAUAAUUUUUUUACUAUUUUGCUUUUUUGGCAGAUUGUUCGUUAAUUCGCUGUUCUACCAGCUGCUGUGUGGAUUAGCGUACAUAUUUGGUACUUACUGUAUUAAAUAAAUACGUUAUGCGAAAUUCCGUUUUAAUGGUUUCAAGGCAACAAAAGAAAUUGAUGUUUUGAGUGUAUGAAGAACUCAGAAUGCAGACAUUCAACAAUGCAGACAUCCAUUUCUGUGUUUCUCUUCUGUGAUCGUUCUGCUGGUUUGAACUGUAAGUAAAUUAAACUACAACAAAGUAACCACGAUCGACAUAUUGACCUGCACCACAUUCGCAAUGGACCUACACCACCGAUCCGAGGUCAAAGAUGCCGGUCAGCGAUACUUCAACAACCAGUUCGCCGAAUACUCCAAUCAGCUUCUGACCGACCAGUCCAAAUAUAUGGACCAGGCCCUGGGUCUCAUGCAGGACAUUUACACAUACUAUACAUCUAAUCCCAGUCGGAAGCGCCGUGACCUUUACGCCGUUGGCGCCGGUAUCGCCUACGCCUGAGUGCGAUUACUUCAGCAUUUGCCGGAUGAUAAUCAGGACCAAGAAAACAUCCAGCGCCUGUGUUCUAACAUUAUUGAUUCAAUAUUAACGGAACACCGCGCAACACUGGGCCGGGACAAAUCCCUGAAGAACGGGGAUGCCGGAGUAUGGGUGGCGGCAGCCCUGGUCUAUGCGGAAUUAGACCGGAUGACCGACGCAUGCAGAAAAGGCCCUGAAGGAGUUUGUGGGGUGCUGUGCCGGGGUGGAGCGGAUGACCUUAACCGGAUCGAGUGGUGAUGAACUGUUUACGGGACGGUGUGGGUUUUUAAUUGGGUUUCUGGAAUUAUGGAAACGUUUCCCAGAACAUCCGAUUUUGUUUGAAGUGCCGGUUGCGGAAAUUAUCAAAGCCAUAUUGGCGUCUGAACGAGAGGAUAGCAAUAUGCGAGGGUUUCAUACGCUAAGUCCACUGAUGUUCCUCCAUUAUGAAGCUGAAUACAUAUGUGCGGCUCAUGGAAUUUCGACAAUACUGCAGUCACUUCUUGGAUUUCCAACAAUUUUAGCUGAAAUUCCAGGAGCGAUUAAUGAAAUCAAGGCGACGUACGAGCAUCUACUAUCUAGCCAACGUGACAGCGGAAAUUUUCCGAAUAUAUUUGGAGCAGUUGAGGAUGAAACAUCGGAACUCGUGCAGUGGUGUCAUGGCGCUGCCGGUGUGAUAUAUUCCCUCGCAAAGGCAUAUUUAUUUUGGAAAGAAGACAAAUAUCUGAAUGCUUGUAAAAAGUGCCGCGCAGACAUACUGUGGAAAAAAGGCUUGUUAAAAAAGGGACCGGGUUUAUGUCACGGAAUUUCCGGUAGCGGUUACGCGUUUCUACUUAUCUACAGAAUUACAGAAGAUGCGGAAUAUCUCUAUCGCGCCAACUGUUUUGCUGAUAUAAUGUUUCAGCCAUCCAUUCGGGAAUCAUCGCGGUUGCCGGAUCAUCCAUACUCAUUAUACGAAGGAAUAGCCAGCACACUGUGCUAUUACGUGGAUUUAGCCGACCCGAUGCAGAAAUUUGAUGGGAAAAAGCUGGGAAAUGAUUCGUUCAAAAGCCCUACACAUAAUCAACAGUCCCGAUUUCGAGAAGGUGACGGUGGGAUUUCUCAAGAAUUUCAUGCAGCAAGACGAACUCAAAGGCUUAUCGGAAUCUCUGCUAUUUGACCGCGUACUGGCGUGGGCAAAAGAAAAACUCGGACAGUUACCGCCGUCGGAAAUGCUCGCCGUAAUGUUCCCCAACGGUCUCUCGUGGGAGGCGGUUCUGCAGUCAACCAACGCCUACGAGCAGUGCUGGACCAGAAAAGCCGUAGGGUUUUCAUUAGAGGCCUGCGUGGAUCUCCCCGUCGAUACAUCGAAUCCCAGAAUCGCGGUUUCUUGUCCUGGUACAACCUAUAAAAAGCGAAAGUCUGCAAACAUUUUUGGAUGUGUUAUAAAGGUGGCAGGCUGCUUCUAGCAUACUAGGUAAGUGCACUCGCUUUUGUGGGCACUGCAUGACUGAAGCGUAGUAGGAAUAUGUGUCUAAAUUGGAAUGGUUUGGGCAAAGCCUCUAAUGGUGCAAUUUGAGCUAUUUUCAAGACAACAGCACUACCAGAUUGCCAAUGUAAUCGUCGCGAAAUUCUGUCGUCUCUCGGGUUAAAAGGUAAAGUACGAGUACUCAAAAGUGCCGUAGCAUUUCUUUUAACAACAGCCAGACUAAAACGCAGCUUGUGAAAAGCAGUAGAACGCGUUUCGCCAGUUUAAUCCCGAAUUUUGCGACCAAUAAAAUGUACCAGUUCACUUGAAACCACAAAGUUAUGCAAACACCAGUCUUGGCCAAAGGAGCAAUCUGCACUUCCCGGUACGGUCGCGACAGACAGUAGGGCGAACCAGCACUGAAUGGGACUCACAUCUGGAGAAAAAACCCCGGUCGCGCAUCAAGAACCAUCCCCCUGAAUCCGUCAACAAUCCCCUUAAUGUUGUCCAGAGUAAAAAUAAUAAGUAUCGUUGGUCAGCUGACUACGCGGGUAUUCACCACAUCGACAACAGUCUAAAUCAUCGUAAGUCCAUUUGUCGUGAGCUUCACAGAGUGUUGAAUUUAAUCUGGGAAAAAAACGAAAACACUGACAAAUCAGCUCGCUCUAAGCGCAAAAUCUGUUAAAGCGCCGAAGUAAACUAGAAAUAAUCGGUGUGAAUCAAACGAAAACAAGGUCACGGGCAUAAUUUUUUUUAAGUAUAUACGUAUUGCGUAGUAUUUUAAGUAUGUACGACAAUAAUAAACGAAAUCUGUAAAUUGUUACAUUUUAUUUUCAAUGUCCAAGAGAAACGCGUCAGGAAUUUUCUUCUGAUGUCCAAACAGACAGAACCACCACCGCUGUUGAUCUGCUACUAAAGUAGUAUCCCAACUGCACAGGACGCGGUGUUCCUGUAGACAUCCAACUAAACGGCUGGGAUAAACUGCAAAAAAUACAACAGAAUAAGGCAAUAUACCAGACUGUCAGAUAAUAACCUAGUCAAUAAUUUUGGAACAAGUACUUACAUGCUGACGGGUAUCUCGACUGGUCACGUACGACAAUACAAAUCAAAUGAUAUCCAAAUCAAUUGUUCCCUAUAUUAAAGUAAAAACCAUCAAUUUCAUUCAAUGCAGAAAGGUUAACUGCGAAAAAUACUGGUGAAAAGCAACUAUGUGUGCCGAGAUUAGCUGUAAAUAAAAUUAGAAGUCGGGAUACGAUACUGCAGAAUUGAGAUUCUAAUUACAGUACACGUACUGACCUUUCCCUUGGCUACCGUCACCACGUACACGCAAACUGACGGGAAUCGGAACGUGUCUUUUGUUUUGGGACCUGUUGUGGCGGGUUUCUUCCGAAGAUCAUCACGCUCCGUUGGCCGUUCUGGAGGAACGUAGUUCACUGGUCGUGGGCGAGAUUCUGUAACAGAAUUGUAACAUCUACAGUAUAACAAAAAGCACUCAAAAUCCAACCCGCUGCAAAUGCGCAAAUUAUUGUAAUAAAGGGUCCUGUAAUGU
This is a messenger RNA of Paramacrobiotus metropolitanus, 9884 nucleotides long. RefSeq names its product lanC-like protein 3 homolog. Gene Ontology annotation, biological process: carbohydrate metabolic process; peptide modification. The record is from RefSeq and is a predicted model, not a curated record. Gene Ontology annotation, cellular component: plasma membrane. NCBI's taxonomy places the organism in Eukaryota, Metazoa, Tardigrada, Eutardigrada, Parachela, Macrobiotidae.